Rhinocladiella mackenziei CBS 650.93 is the source of this 3126-nucleotide messenger RNA. RefSeq lists its product as uncharacterized. Bases 1 to 3126 code for a protein of 1041 amino acids. The record is from RefSeq and is a predicted model, not a curated record. Gene Ontology annotation, biological process: carbohydrate metabolic process. The transcript is spliced from 2 exons. NCBI's taxonomy places the organism in Eukaryota, Fungi, Ascomycota, Eurotiomycetes, Chaetothyriales, Herpotrichiellaceae. Gene Ontology annotation, molecular function: hydrolase activity, hydrolyzing O-glycosyl compounds.
AUGAAGUCCCUCAUCACUUCUGCUGCCCUCUGCUGGGGCUUCUUCCAGAGUGUCACGUCGCAAAGUGCAGCACCGACGAAAGAUGUAUCCGACUGUCUGUGUGGGUUUUACGACGCAGAAGCGGACAUCGUCUAUACCGACGCCCAAAUCGUCUACUUUAAUGAGACGGACGGCUUUCCAGAGGAAGAAUACGUGAUCCAAAACUACAAGCAUAUGCGGGACUUUGGAUGGAACACUUUGUACCGUCAAGGGGCGACCAAGAACAACGUCAAUGUGGGCAAUGACACGACGGCGAGAAAUCUCACCGCCCUCCAGCUUUUCUUAGACCCAUCGACUCCAGAGCAUCUUGUCAUGGGAGCGAAUGUUCGAACGCAACGUCAAGAUAUCUUCUUCGGAUCUUUCAGAGCAUCGAUGCGCCCACCCCGUCAGUGGUUUGACGGAUCAGCCAUGUCGAUGGUCCUCCAUCACAACCUGACCGAGAGUUGGAGCCUCGAUGUCAUGAACACCAAUAACCACAGCCAGGCAUGGGUCAGCUUUUUGGCCACAAACGUCUUUGCAAACACUUGGCUCGGGACGAACUUCAGCACUCUGCUCAAUGAGAGCAUGAAUCCUUGGUAUUAUACCGAGUAUCGGGUCGAUUGGUCACGAGAACAGAUCGAUUAUUACAUCGGCAACAAGCUCCGCCACAGUUACACCAAGAAGGAGAAUCACACUCUGCCUUCAACGCCGGCUGCCAUCCAAUACAAACACUGGAGCGUGGGAAACCGGUAUACCACGCAAGGUCCUCCACAGAACCGAACGGAAGCCGAUGUCGCUUGGACACGACAUUUCUUCAACUCAUCCUUGACGACCAAAGAUGAGAAAAAGGACUUUGAUGCGAAAUGCACGGCGGCGGACGCGUGUCCCGCGUCGGACAACUCCCUUCGAGGAUCAACACCAUAUUCGAAAGAGGCUCGGAAAAAAUGGCACCAAACCCCUGACCGGCGUCAUGCCCCCUGGGUGCCUAUUCUGAUCGACGUCGUGAUGGGGGGCAUCUUUGUUGUCCUGGUGACAAAGACGUUGUGGCGGCGAUUCUAUCGCAAAAAGUUCAAAGGGAAGCCAGACUCCGAACACGAGCAUGGAGGAAUGGCUACCGGAUCACAAAUAAAUUUGAAACUGGCAGACAUGACCGAGACCGCGUCAACGAGCUCAGGUUCAAUAAUAAGGAGCAACGCGGGAAGUAUCGAGUCUUUUGGUCCCGAGUCAGAACUUCCCAGAAACGCUUCAUAUGAAAGCUUCCAUGCAGGCCCGCCCAUUUAUUCGGGGAUGCACACCCCUGCACCUGAGUACCAAACUCCCAACAGCUCUCGGUGGCCAUCGCGCAAGAACUCCUCAUACAACAUUACUAUUCGACCCACCGAUGCCCACGUUCGAGGACUAUCGAAUCCCUCAGAGAGCCAGAACCUGAGCCCUCGCGGCGAUUCUCGCGACAGACCAAGAAACAUGAGCGAAUUCUACGGGGACAAGUCUCAAACUAGUCUCGCCAAAGACCGCAACCCAUUCCUUGCUCGUAUCGACACCGAGGUUGUCACACCUGCCCCUGAGGCAGUUUCUCGUAGCCCAUUGACUCCUAGCAGCGCCAGUCCUGACGCGUCAACGCCCAGGCGGCACGGCUUGUCCACCAUACCUCAUGGUAGCAACCCCAGCCUCUUCUUCCAGAAGCCAGAGCCUAAGGUCAAGGCGGCUCGGUCGACCACCCAGCCCCAAACUGGAGAAAAGAGCGGUAAACCUCCUCCAGCGCAGCGCGUCGACUAUCUGGCUGGCUUCAUUGCGUUGUCUGCCAUCCUUGUUACACUCAAUCACUUCGCUCUGACGUUCUUUCCUGCCGUCAUCGAACCCGGAGUGCCUUACCAUUACUCGUCGGAGAUGUGGGCCCGAAAGACAUUUGCCACCUACAUCUUUGAUGCGCUAUGGAUUGGGCCCUUUUUGAUGAUCUCGACACGCUUCCUUGUCUCCAACUACCUUCGAACCGGAAAACUUGAUAACAUGGCGCAGAAGAUUGUGGUUCGGCCCUUUCGUCUUCUGACGCCCGUCGCCGCGAUCGCAUUACUUGAAUACUUCUUGAUGGACUCCGGUGCUCUCCAUUACCUGGAGUAUCUUCCCAGUGUCACUUGGUCCACGUGGCCAUACGCGGUAAUUGUCGCCAACCCGGGUGUCUUCAUCAGUCAGAUCAUCCAAUUGGCCUUCUUGAUCCCCAAUGCCGCCCCGAUGAUCACCUAUACCUACUGUACCGGUGUCCUCUGGACUAUUCCUGUCCAACUCCAAGGCGCGUGGCAAACCCUCCUCGCCUUAAUCAUGGUUAAGGAAUGCAAAACUCCCUGGAAAAGAUUUGCAUUCUAUGCCUUCUGCAUUUGCAACCACUGGUAUGGCCUCUCAUGGGGUUCCUACUAUUACGCCGGAGUCAUGCUCGCCGACCUCGACCUGACCUACCAAUACAAAAAGUGGCUUCACGCGCGGCCGUUGGUGUAUUAUCCCCUCCUUUGGUUCCUGAUUGCGGUCGCUCUGGGCGGUUUCACGAUAGACUUGGUUUUCCAGUGGACCAAUGUCAGUUACGCGACUUAUGAAUACGGAUGGCAUCCCGACACACAAUCCGGCCUCAGCAUCUCUCAAGCCGGCAACGCGGUGUACCCUGACUACUUCAUUCCCCGUCUCAACGCUCUCUUGGCGACGGUCGGCAUGCAAGCGAUCGUCGAAAUCAGUCCAGCUCUGCAAAAGCUCCUCUCCCACAAGCUCCUCCAAUGGAUUUUCCCUCACAUUUUCACAAUCUACCUCAUUCACGGGUUCAUCUUCUGGUCUAUUGGGUCCUGGGCCAUGUGUACUCUCUUCGAAUACGGCCUGCCGUACUGGCUCUGCUGUCUAUUGGUCGCAAUCAUCUGCUACGGUUCCCUCUUCGCUUCGCUACCGCUCCUCACUCCUCCGAUCGAAGCCGUGGGGAAGAACUUCACGGCCAAUCUCUGGGAACAUGCGAGUCAGGAACCAGUCCUGAGGAAGCCCACGACGUUCCCCUUCGGUCCGGAGUUGGUGAAGGGUAGCCACAGUCUCGACGAGAGUGUCGUAUCAUCGACGUCGAAGGAGGCCUCGCUAUAG